UAAAACGGUGGGUGGAUCCAUUACACUCCAUUCAGAGACAAGAAUUGAUCCGGCGGAGACCCGAAGCAUCUCGCUCUCUGGAUAGGCUAUAAACUUAGACGUGAAACCGAUUCCCUGGCAUUCGCUGGGCAUCGAGUCGUGCUCAGGACGUGGACAUAACCGCUCCCAGUUUCUCUGUUCGUUUGUUCCGCUGAUCCGAAUGAUGCGCUGUUUCGGCGACUUUCGGCAGAGUAUCUAUCGUUCUCGCUCUGUCUUCCUCCACUCCAGAUGGUGCGUGCAAAACUAAACGUGAUCAGGAAGGGUUUCGUAGACAAUUUGUUGAACGGUGCUCUACGAGAUCGGAGAUUCCGAAGUCUUUUUUGCAGUGUUGCCUUGAGGCAUCGACAGCUUCUUGCGCCUCAGAGACUUUUAGGAAUAUAACGCAACGACAUACCGGAGGGAUGCGCAAUUUUACUGGCACUUAGACGGGUAGACUUUACUACCUGAAUUAACGUAGCCUCACUACACGUCCUCUCAUCUUCCACUUCCUCUUACCUGAGAAUUCUACAGAUCAACACAGAUCGUGAGGCUUCAAUAUUAAGCUGAACAUUUUUUUCAGUACUUUAUGCACGGCAGUGAUCAGUAGGCGCCCACUCCAUGGUAUGAAACUGACACAUCCCUCACGGGUGACGCUGAUCUUUAUCUAGCGGGACUUAGCUACGGAGACGCGAAGCUGAUAAGACUCAUCGGCUCAGUGUUUGUGUCUGGACAGGCAAGCAGGUGAAGUGUGGCUGGGAGAUCAACAACAUGUGCUGGACGGAGAUGUUCCUACGGGCCCGGCGGAGGAUGCGCUCGCUGAUCUCUUGUCUGCCCUGCUGCUUCUGGUUUCUACUGCUGUUCGGCACGGGGGGCCUGGUGCUUUUCAUCCACUUGGAGGACCUCUCCGAGAUGGUCCAGCUGGGACCAGAAGGGAAGUUGAGUGACACCACGCGGGAGGUGAGAGGGAGCAAUGAGGGCCUUAAGAGUCCCAUCCCGCCGAUGCAGUUCCCUGCGUUUGAGCCUGUCUCCCCGGGGCCGCCCAGCCACGACGCAGACUCUUCUCAGGUGACCAAACGCCACAGAAAGCUCUUGAAGACCAACCCUGUGAUGCGAUCCCAGGGCAAAGCUUCCUUCCUUCCUCCUUUAUCCUCCUCCGACUCCUCUUCCUCCUCCUCCGCUGAUCCUUCCUCCAGCCAGAGCAGCUUGGAGACCUCCCGUGUCCUGGAGGCGCGGCGCCGCUGGGUCAGAGAGGUGUGCGCCAAGUACAAGACCAAGAUCCCGCAGAACAUCACGCCACAGCGAGUCUCCCGCAUAUUUGUGGAAGACAAGCAUAAGAUCCUGUACUGUGAGGUGCCCAAGGCGGGCUGCUCCAACUGGAAACGGGUCCUGAUGGUCCUAGCAGGCAUCGCUAACAAUGUCACAGGGAUCAAGCACAACGCCGUCCACUACGGCAACCACAUCCGGCAACUGGACAGCUACAACCGGGAAGGGAUUGCUUACCGCCUACGGAACUACACCAAAGUGCUGUUCGUGAGGGAGCCCCUGGAGAGACUGGUCUCGGCCUACCGGGACAAGUUUGAGAGCCCCAACAACUACUACCACCCGGUGUUUGGACGGCCAAUCAUCAACCGUUACCGUGUCAACGCCUCCAAGGAGGCUCUGCGCACUGGCAGCGGCGUGACGUUCCCCGAAUUCAUGCAGUACCUGCUGGAUGUGCACAAGCCCGUGGGUAUGGACAUCCACUGGACGCCUGCCAACCACUUGUGCCACCCCUGCCUGGUGGACUAUGACUUUAUCGGGAAGUUCGAGACCAUGGGGGAGGAGGUCAACUUCGUGCUCCACCGGAUAGGGGCACCAGCAAACCUCACCUUCCCCACCUUCAAGGACAGGAACCCCUCAGCGGAGAGAACUUCCUUAAAAAUAAUGCAGCGGUACUUUGCACAGCUCAAUGCCGCUGACUUGCAACGAGUCUAUGACUUCUACUAUAUGGACUACCAAAUGUUUAAUUACUCUAAGCCCUUCCAUGAGUUGUACUAAAAAUAUUGUCCAUUACUUAAUCCUUUCCCUGUCAGAUCUGCAUACCCUCUCCUAACUAUUUCUCUGACAUUAUAUCAUUUUAAGCUGCAAGGAGCAGUGUUACGCAACACUGUCAAUUCAAACUACGCAAACUACAAGAGUAAGACUAACUAACAAUAACUAACCAAUUGCUGUCUUUACUCUCUGAUGGAGAGAUGUCGAGACUGCUGCUUAAAUCUCACCAGGUCUGAAACAUGAUCUCUCUUCCCAUCUCUUGUCUUCUCUUCAGUUCCCAUUUAAGGUAGAACCUCUUACCAUUUAGACACAUGCAGCCAGAAUGACACAAUUCAGUUGAUACCCUGCUACUCCAAAGAAACUGAAAGGGGACCGUAAGGACCCCCGAGAGGCAGCUCACAGAGCUGGCCUGGAUCCGAUGAAUACCGGAGUCGGUUGGCCUGUGGGGAAUUUUAGGAGUAAAGCAUAUCCCCAAUCCAUCACCCCCCACACCACCACCACACAUAGUGUAGGUAAUCCACCAUUGUACCCUUUAGCAAAUACACACCUGGGAAAAAAAACACUGUCACAAAGCCUUUACUGACAACUAUUUUGGUGAAAAAGGGCAUUCAGAAAACUAUAUAUAUUAUAUUCUAUUUUUAUAUGUAUUUCUAUGAUGGGUUAAUGGGGAUGAUGGUUUUGAGCUUAAUCAAAUCUUUGUAUGAGUGUAUGUAUGUUUGUGAGGUUGUGUGUGUAUUUCUUGUUUUCCUCACUAAACAUUUCAUUAAUUUGAAGUUUCACUUUAAAUGUACUCUGACCUGACCGUUCGCUCAUUCAGUUGUUGACCUAUUCUCUUUCCCUUGAUUCAAUGUCCCUGUAAAGCGAUGGUAGGACAUGCUGGUUUCGGACAGUACGCCUCUCAGUCAGACCACAGUGGGCCACCACUUACAUCACCUCGGAAAGAUAGAGGUAGAUAGAGAGGAUAGACGGAGACAUACACAAAUAGACAAGGAGACCUCAGCGUACCAUGGCUGCAGCUUUAUCAAUUCAUUAGAGGACGUGAGUGCAUGAGUGAAAGAGUGUGAGGAAGACAGUGGUGGCAGGAAACAGUGAGAAAAUGAGAAGAGUGAUCAAAAGAGAAGAGGAUGAUGGAGAGAGAGAACAAAAGAGAAUCCCUCACAGCAGGUUUUAUUCUAAUCUUACCUAUCCAAGUCGUCUAUAUGGCUGUGGUGAUCUGCUUUCAUCCCUCUCUGCUUCUUAAAUCACCCGAGAGAGAGAGAUAGGACGACAGGCAGACAGAGAGAGUAUGAGAAAGAGAGAGAGAGAGAGAGAUAGGACGACAGGCAGACAGAGAGAGUAUGAGAGAGAGAGAGAGAGGACGACAGGCAGAUAGAGAGAGUAUGAGAAAGAGAGAGAGAGCUGGCCCAGCUGGCCAACAGCCCAGACAUGAGAGAAGCUCUCCACGUUCAGAACGAAGGACUUUGAGCUUUGUGCGUCUCAACAGUCUUUGGCUUGUGGCACAUGAUCCGGUGCGAGGGCUCUCCUCUCCAGCACGAGAUCAGAGCCAAGAGCUCAGAGCAGGCUGAGGCAGACCGGAGCGCUGACGUGCUAACACCACUGCCAGCAUCGCCCUCCGAACAAUCCACUACUGCAGUGUACAUACAUACUGUAUGCUAUCACCAUAUUUGUUGAUGCUGCAGCUGGAAUAUAGUUAUUUCUUAAUCCCCCACGUGUGUAGUCUGGAAAACAGUAUUAAGUACUUGAGGAAAAGGCCAGUUUGAGAAUGUAUUUAAUGCUGUAAACAAGUAACAAGUUGUGGCUGCAGUCUAUUGGUAGACCAAAGGAAAGGACACAGCUUCCAAAACGAUCACGUUUGAUAAUUCACUAGUAGCAUAGUUUAGCACAGUGCUAGGUUUAGCAGGAAUCUAUUUUCCUAACCAGUUGCAGUUCAGUCUGAUCCAGCCAUCCUUUGUCUGUCUAGUCCAAAAUCCACCAUUUGUUGCUAUCCCACAAUCACCUGCCACCAGGCCAGGAAGAUAAACUUGUAUUCUUUGAAUGUAACUCGGUAACAAAAUGGUUGUACAUCUAUAGUAGACUUCUGUGAAUUCUGUUGAUACGUAUCAACAAGACGUAUCAUGCAAACACUAUCUUGUUGAGAUAGUAAGGGGUCAAUGUCAAAUAAGCCUAGUCAGUUGUUUAGCAAAGAUUUGAAUUGCAGUGUAAGACACAAAAACGUAAUGACUUUGCAUUAACAGAGUAGCCAGUUUGUGUCUUGCUCAAAAUCAGGUGAUUUGGCAGUUCCAAAAGUUAGGUCUUAAUGUGAUAUCACCCCCUUUUUCUGCAUCUGUAAGUUCUUGAAGUUGUGCCAGUACACGUCAGACAGUCUACAGACGUGUUAUUCACUAAUGUGCAGGGCACAUGUACGUGCAGGGCACACAAGUAGCACUAUUUAUUUUCUACAUUACCAAGGACAAACAAAUGCACAUUAUCUACAUUCUAUUUUCCGUUAUUUUCAUAUUUAAGUAUAUUUUUGAAUGAGAGAGAGUAAAUAUAUAAUAAAGUACAUAUAAUGAAGGAAUAUAUUACAGAGACAAAUACAGUAUAUAUCAGAUUCUAGUGAUGUAGUGUGUUGGCUUUGCCACCCCCCUUCCCCCUUCAGAAAAAAAAAGUCUGAGGAUUCUGUGGAGCGCCGGGUUUUUGGCUUAAAUCUUUGGGUUGGGUGUUGCAUAAAUCUACAUAAAUGCUAAUCCCCUACCUGCGUUCUCGUUUGUGGGGUUGUUUUGGGAGUAACUGUCAAUGCACUAAAGAUAUAUCAAAACUAUGUAAGGUAACAAGUGAAUGUAUUAUCUAUCGUAGGUGCAAAAGUGUACAAAGUCAUGGUCUCAAGCCCUUUGCCUUAUUUGACACUGCCAAUCAAAAAGUGUAUAUCAGGAAGACCUUUUUCAGGUGGCUGGUUUAUUUCUGCUGGGUGUCUAUGAAUAAAUGUUUUGUCUGCUUUUAA
Molecule: messenger RNA, 5029 nt
Organism: Alosa sapidissima (American shad)
Lineage: Eukaryota; Metazoa; Chordata; Actinopteri; Clupeiformes; Clupeidae
Product: carbohydrate sulfotransferase 8-like
Exons: 4
Coding region: 787-2055 (422 amino acids)
Biological process (GO): carbohydrate biosynthetic process; proteoglycan biosynthetic process
Cellular component (GO): membrane
Molecular function (GO): sulfotransferase activity
Source: RefSeq, a predicted model, not a curated record